CAAAAUGAAGCAGUUGUGAGAGAGCAAUUUGUAAAACCAGUUCGAUGGCACUAACAAAAGUGACGCAUUUACAAAAAUUGUUACCAUUACGCGCGCGAGGGAAAGGGUGGAGAAGUUUUUCUGAUAAAAUAAUUUACUCCAAAGUGAGCAAUGUGGAAGUUCCAAAAUUGUCAAUCGACGACUACGUUUGGAAAGACUUGGAUAAGUGGAGUGACAAAAUUGCUAUGGAAUGCGCCGAAACAGGGCGGAGCUAUUCCUACGCAGAGGUCCACAAAAAAUCCAAAAGGGUAGCAAACUUUUUGACAAAUUGUAAGGGACUAAGCAAAGGUGAUGUAGUUGCAACAAUCCUCCCUAACGUUCCCGAAUACCCGAUGAUCGUACUUGGAGCACUACAAGCAGGUUUGAAAGUAUCACCCUUGAGUCCUGACUUAACAAAAGAUGAAUUAAUUUACUGUUUUGGAAUCUCGAAGCCAAGCAUCAUUUUUACUUUAACCGAUUUAUGGGCGAAGAUUUACCAUGGUAUAAAAGGAACAAACGCACCAAUUGUUGUUAUGAACCACAGAGAGGAAGUAAUGGAUGCCCCUACAGGUGCUAUAAAAUUGAGUGAAGUUUUUGGGAACACCUAUCCAUCACAAAAACGAGUACAUUACUGGAAUGAUGUAAUCUAUCUUCCCUAUUCUAGCGGAACCACGGGAUUAAUGAAGUGCAUAGAAUUGACAAACGCAAACAUUAUGCAUAGUGUACAUAAUUACACUGUGCCAGAAUUCAAUAUGUCAGCACCCACUGAUGACGAGAAUCAGGACGUGUUCUUUGCGAUACUACCGAUGUCCCACAUGUCUGUUUACGCUGUUUUUGUAUAUUUAGCACUGGGGUGCAAAAUAAUUACAGUCCCAAAGUUUACCAGGAAAUCAUUUACAAAUAUUUUACGAAAUAUGAGGCCUACGAUCUGCCACAUGGUACCUCCUUUAGCACAACUAUUAAUUAACGAUCCCUGUAUAACAUCUGAACACUUAGGGAGCUUUAACGCCAUUCUAAUAGGAGGUGCACCAUUGGGAACUCACGACUUGCAGUGUUUAAUCGAGAAAGCUAAUGGAAAGAUUCACGUCCUGCAAGCGUAUGGUAUGACCGAAACAGCGGGACCGUCACAUUUGCAAACACCGCACGUCCCAAGCGGUAUGAAAGCUGGCAGCUGUGGUAUAAACCUCCCUGGAAUAGAAUGCAAAAUUGUAAACGGGGAAGGAGAAAUGCUCGGUAGAAAUGAAAGUGGUACGAUUUAUAUCCGUGGCCCGCAAGUUUUUAAAGGCUACCUCGACAAUCCAGAGGCUACACGGUUGGCGUUGGAUUCGGAAGGAUGGUUAAAUACGGGUGAUUUAGGACACUUCGAUGAAGAUGACCAUAUAUUCAUAACUGACCGAUUGAAAGAAAUGAUAAAGGUAAAAGGGUUCCAAGUCGCACCUGCGGAGCUUGAGAACAUUUUGCGUAGUCAUCCUGACGUUGAUGAUGCUGCAGUUGUAGGAAUACCGCACGAUCGAUUUGGGGAGGUUCCAAAAGCGUUCAUUGUUACUAGAUCGAUAGCUCACAUUAAUCUGAAGAGAAUAGAAGAGUUCGUUGCGAGUAAAGUUUCAAAGCACAAACACUUACUAGGUGGCAUUGUUGUAAUUGAUCAUAUACCAAAAACUCCUUCUGGUAAAAUUUUGCGAAGAAAUCUGAGGGAAUAACGGAACAUUCAACUACGUAAUGUAACAAUUAAAUGUAUACUUGAAGGUGGCGGUGGGAGGCGUUUAAUUUAAUUAAAUCGAAUCAAUAGAAACAUAAUCUAUAGCUACGUUUCUCAUUCUUUUAGUGACAACUGAAUGCGUCGGAAACAGUAGCGUCACCGGCAUUGCUGAAGAAACGUGAUGGAACGAAAUAUGGAGCAUAU
Molecule: messenger RNA, 1921 nt
Organism: Photinus pyralis (common eastern firefly)
Lineage: Eukaryota; Metazoa; Arthropoda; Insecta; Coleoptera; Lampyridae
Product: probable 4-coumarate--CoA ligase 3
Exons: 7
Coding region: 45-1718 (557 amino acids)
Biological process (GO): fatty-acyl-CoA biosynthetic process; long-chain fatty acid metabolic process
Cellular component (GO): mitochondrion
Molecular function (GO): long-chain fatty acid-CoA ligase activity
Source: RefSeq, a predicted model, not a curated record